CAACAGAGGCAAUCUUUUUUAAUUUGUCAAUAUAGUAUUAGCAUAACAGUAUGCCUUUUCCUUUUAUCACUCCAAAUAUUUACAAUUUCAAAGCAAAUUGUGAAAGUUCAAGCACUAAGAAACUCUCAUCAUCAGAAAAUAGUUGCGAAUAUGGAUCCGCGAAAUAUUAUGCAUUAUGUGGCCUAGGAGGUAUUUUGAGUUGUGGCCUAACUCAUACUGCAAUGGUUCCUUUAGAUUUAGUAAAAUGUCGCAUUCAAGUUGAUCCUGGCAAAUAUAAAGGAAUAUUUCAAGGUUUUAAUAUAACAAUUAGAGAAGAAGGAGUUAAAGGCCUUGGUAAAGGCUGGGCACCUACAUUGAUUGGAUAUUCUAUGCAAGGCUUAUGCAAAUUUGGUUUUUAUGAAAUAUUCAAAAAUGUCUAUAGUGAAGCCCUCGGAGAAGAAAAAUCAUAUUUAUACCGAACAUCAGUCUAUUUGGCAGCUAGUGCAAGUGCAGAAUUUAUAGCCGAUAUAGCCUUGUCUCCUAUGGAAGCAGUUAAAGUUAGGAUCCAGACACAACCCAAUUUUGCUAGUACUCUGAGGGCAGGAGCACCCAUCAUAAUGCAACAGGAGGGAUUAAGGGGCUUUUACAAGAGUUUGGUUCCGAUAUGGGGUCGACAAAUUCCCUACACAAUGAUGAAAUUCGCUUGCUUUGAACGAACGGUCGAAGCUCUAUACAAACACGUUGUUCCUAAACCUCGUUCCAAAUGCACUAAAGCUGAACAGCUUAUAGUCACCUUUAGUGCUGGUUACAUUGCUGGUGUGUUUUGCGCCGUAGUCUCACAUCCCGCCGACACGAUAGUUUCCUACAUGAAUAAAGACAAAGGAAAUACAAUGAUGUCAUCAGCCAAAAAACUUGGAUUUAGAGGUCUUUGGAAAGGCCUCGUCCCUAGGAUAAUAAUGAUAGGCACUCUCACCGCUUUACAAUGGUUUAUAUACGAUUCCGUCAAGGUUGUUUUCAUGAUGCCUAGACCUCCACCACCUGAAAUGCCUGCAAGUCUUAAGAGGAAGUUGUCAGAUAUUGAUCUCACCCUCAAGGAGUUGUGAAUAUAUUAAAAUUAUUUUUUUUAAGUUCCUAAAAUGUUAUUAAUUAUUUGACUUUGCAUAGCCUUUUUGAAAUUUAAUUUACUACUGGUUUUGUCAAAUGUAUUCAUAUUCUGAAGAGAUGUAUGCUAUAAUUACAUUAUACUCAAUUUUAUCCAUACAUAUUAACAUUCUUUAAAAUUAUUCUCAGAACCUAUUUUAUAUUAAAAAUGAGAAAUAGUCAUUUAUAAUCACAAGAUUGUCACCCACCAUAAACUUAUACCUUUUUUAAAAUUGUAUUUCACACGAUUUUCGAAAAGCUUUCAAAUUUUACUAUUUAUUAACAGUUGAUGUAUUUUUCAAACGGUGUCUAAUUUAUAAAUUA
Molecule: messenger RNA, 1443 nt
Organism: Gordionus sp. m RMFG-2023
Lineage: Eukaryota; Metazoa; Nematomorpha; Gordioida; Chordodea; Parachordodidae
Product: solute carrier family 25 member 3-like
Exons: 7
Coding region: 51-1082 (343 amino acids)
Biological process (GO): mitochondrial phosphate ion transmembrane transport
Cellular component (GO): mitochondrial inner membrane
Molecular function (GO): phosphate transmembrane transporter activity
Source: RefSeq, a predicted model, not a curated record